AUGUCCGACUCAGAAACGGCGCCUGAAGCGCCACCACCUGGCUCUUCGCAACAGACCCUAACACAACUGGGAGUUGUGCAACACCCGCCUUUUGGCGCGAUGGCCGGGAUAAUGCCUCCUGGAAAACUAGUUACGACUGGGAAUGUGGCGGACAACUGGAAAGUAUGGAAACAAAUGUGGGGCAACUACAUGGUCAUUGCUCAACUCGAGCUGAAACCGCCGGCGUACAAAGUCGCAUUGUUUCUCCACUGUAUCGGUGUUGAUGCGUUAAAGAUUUUUAACGGCUUCCAAUUCGACACUCCAGACGAUAGACAUGAUCUGGCAAAGAUAAUACAAAAGUUCGACGAAUUCACCAUCGGCGAACUGAACGAAACCUUUGAAAGGUACACUUUCAACUCCAGAACUCAGCAGGAAAACGAAAGCAUUGAUGCUUAUGUCACCGCCCUUCGCACACUAGCGAAAACAUGCAAUUUUUGUGACUGCAUGCGUGAUUCGAUCAUUCGCGACAGGAUCGUCCUGGGCAUUCAAGAUCACCGCACUCGCAAACGGCUUCUACAAGAACGGAGUCUCACCCUGGCGAAGUGUAUCGAUCUUUGCAAGAGUUCUGAGGCAACAAAUUUGCAAUUGAAAACGAUCUCGGGCGCCCAGAACGAAGAUGUUCACGCUGUGCAAGAUAAACACCCGCCUUCCAGCCGCCGUGAUGACAAGUCUAGGAAAAGCCGCGCGGGGAAGACGAAGACCUGUAAAUUUUGUGGCAAAGCACAUCCUUUCGAAAAAGGAAAGUGUCCAGCGUGGGGCGCGAAAUGUACGAAGUGCGGUGGCAGAAAUCACUUCGCAACAACCUGCACUACUCCGACCAGAAAAGUGUACAACUUGAGAGAUGAAUCCUCCGAUGACAGCGACAUGGAGUACAUUACAAGCAUUGUUGCACGACCGGACAUGAUACACGCUGUUACACAAGAACAUGAUUACCCAAGAGUAAUCUACACUGAGAUGCUUGUGGGCAAGGCAGAAGUGAAAUUUCAAGUAGACAGCGGCGCCUCGGUGAAUGUCAUUCCCGCCGAUCUUGUGGCUGAUAAGAAGCUUGAGCCCACCACAAAGACACUACAAAUGUGGAACGACACAACACUAAAGCCACUGGGUUCCUGUCGAUUAAUUCUCCACAAUCCAAAGAAUAAGAAGAAGUUCUCGGUGGAAUUCCUUGUCGUUGAUAGACAACUGACCCCACUCAUUGGAGCAAAGGCAGCUCAACAGAUGGGCCUAAUUACUGUCAACACUCAAAACUUCACGAUCGCAAAACCACCUGAACGAUCAAGGGCAAAGGUUAAGAGCGUGCAGACGGCUGACGAAAUAGUAGCGACCUACCCAGAGGUGUUCCAAAGAGAGCUAGGAGCACUACCAGGAACAGUUCACCUUGAAGUCGAACAAGGCGCAACUCCCGUCGUCGCACCUCCACGCCGUGUCCCAACGUCACUCAAAGAGAAACUGAGGAAAGAACUGGAUCGACUACAGCAAUUGGAGGUCAUAGCUCCAAUCGAUGAACCCACUCCAUGGGUUAGCAGUCUUGCCGUGGCUGUGAAGAAAUCUGGAGCGCUGAGAAUCUGUAUCGACCCCAGGCCACUUAACACCGCCCUGAAGAGAGAACGAUAUCAACUUCCUGUACUUGAGGACAUACUCCCGGAGCUCUCAAAAGCAAAAGUAUUCUCGACAGUUGACCUCAAGUCGGGAUACUGGCACUGUGUCCUUGCCCCUGAGUCCAGCGUACUCACGACCUUCGCAACACCCUACGGAAGGUACAGAUGGAUUCGUUUGCCCUUCGGUCUCUCCGCCUCGUCCGAGAUUUUCCAGAAGCAUUUAACUCACGCAUUGGAAAGCUUACCUGGUAUUCUGUGCAUCGCGGACGACAUCCUCAUUUAUGGCACUGGAGAGACCGACGAAGAAGCCACUGCAAACCACGACAGGAGUCUCCGAGAUCUCCUACAAAGGUGCAAGAACCGCGGCAUUGUCCUUAACCCAGACAAGAUGAAGCUCAGGAUGAGCGAGGUAAAUUUCAUGGGGCAUCUCCUGACGAACAAGGGCCUGAAGCCUGAUCCUGCCAAAGUAGAGGCGAUCACAAAAUUGCCGAAACCACAAGAUGUGGAGGGCGUUCAGCGCCUCAACGGAUUUGUCAAUUAUCUAGCCAAGUUCCUUCCGAAACUGUCUGAAGUCAUGGAACCGAUUCGUCGCCUGACUCGGAAGGACGCUCCAUGGAACUGGUCUUCGGAACAAGACCAGGCGUUUGAAAACGUGCAGAGGCUAGUAACAGAAGCGCCUGUUCUACGUUACUACGACCCUUCCCUAGACCUCACCAUACAGUGUGAUGCGAGCCAGAGUGGCCUUGGUGCAGCAUUACUUCAGAACGGCAAGCCUAUAGAGUACGCAAGUCGUUCCCUUACCGACACAGAAACCCGGUAUGCUCAAAUAGAGAAAGAGAUGCUGGCGAUUGUCUUCUCUCUUGAGCGUUUCAACCAGUAUACAUUUGGUCGACAUGUACACAUCGAAAGUGAUCACAAGCCACUGGAGACGAUUCUACAGAAACCACUCGCUCGAGCGCCUCGACGCCUCCAGUUAAUGAUGAUGAGGUUACAGAAAUACGAUUUCACUGUGCACUAUGAGCGUGGCGAGAACAUGCAUUUGGCUGACAUGCUGUCAAGGGCUUACCUGCCCUACAACGGAAAAGAAGUAGAUGACUUCGAAUCAGUCAACAUGGUCCGUUAUCUACCCAUAUCUGACCAACGUUUAGACGAAAUAAGAGCAGAGACCCGGAAGGACCAGUGUCUGCGAGAGCUGUCAGAUACUAUUCUCGUAGGAUGGCCUGAGAAGAAGGAGCAUGCUCCAGCACUGAUACACCCUUACUUCAGUAUGCGCGACGAACUGACCGUACAAGAUGGGCUGAUUUUCAAAGGAAAUUCCGUUGUGAUACCAAAGAGCCUUCGCGCAGAUAUGAAGCUGAAGAUUCACUCGUCCCACCUUGGAAUAGAGGCGUGUCUGAGGCGUGCCCGUGAAUGUAUCUACUGGCCAGGCAUGUCUGCAGAAAUGAAGCACCACAUCUCCGCCUGUGAAAUAUGUAGAGAACUCGACAGCACCACGCACCCAAAAGAGACACUAAUGUCCCACGAGGUCCCAUCCCGUCCUUGGGAGAAGAUCGCCACAGACAUCUUUACUCUUGAUGGCAAAGACUACCUGGUCACCAUCGACUACUAUAGCAAUUUCUGGGAGGUGGACAGGUUGCCGAACACUAAAGCCAGCACCACCAUUCUGAAGCUAAAGAGUCACUUUGCUCGCUACGGUAUACCUGAUCAAGUGAUCAGUGACAAUGGACCACAGUUUACAAGUGACGAAUUCGCUGAAUUCUCCAGAAAAUGGGAUUUUGAGCACCUUACCAGUAGCCCUGGAAAUAGCAAAGCCAAUGGCAAGGCCGAGUCUGGGGUGAAGACAGUCAAGCGCAUUCUGAAGAAAUCAAUCAGGGCUGGAACCGACCCAUACCUCGCCGUACUCGACUAUAGAAACACGCCGACACAAGGGACGACGACCAGCCCAGCACAACGCCUGAUGAGCCGAAGGACCAAAACACUCCUUCCUACCACUCAAAGCCUACUACUACCCAGGACCAUAAACCUGGAAGUGGAAAAGAAAGAGCUGCGACAGCGCCAGCAGGCCCAAGCAAAGUACUACAACCGGUCCGCAAAGGAUUUACCCAGUUUGUCUGAAGGCGAUGUUGUUAGAAUGAAGCCAUUCAAACUUGGAGAUAACUCUUGGCGCAAGGCCAAAGUCACUGCAAGACUCGACGAGCGAUCAUACACCGUUGAGACGGACAACGGAGCAGUCUACCGCAGAAACCGACAGCACCUGCGGAAAACGUCUGAACCACCAGUUGAACCCACCAUCACAGCGCCAGAACCGGAUAUGGCCAGCACAGAUGAACAGGCGACCACAACCGCAGCGUCUACCCCUGACCAGAGCAAUGCUCCUCACGAGCCACACCCUGAAGAGGUGACUGUUCCGGAACAAUGUCGGAGGUCAGAGCGAGUCAGGAGGAGCCCAGCAUACCUCAAGGACUAUAUCCGUGACUAG
This is a messenger RNA of Pocillopora verrucosa, 4113 nucleotides long. Lineage: Eukaryota; Metazoa; Cnidaria; Anthozoa; Scleractinia; Pocilloporidae. The record is from RefSeq and is a predicted model, not a curated record.